Tachysurus vachellii is the source of this 1715-nucleotide messenger RNA. Its product is annotated as collagenase 3-like. The record is from RefSeq and is a predicted model, not a curated record. The transcript is spliced from 10 exons. Gene Ontology annotation, biological process: proteolysis; extracellular matrix organization; collagen catabolic process. The coding region runs from base 137 to 1540 and encodes 467 amino acids. Gene Ontology annotation, cellular component: extracellular matrix. Lineage: Eukaryota; Metazoa; Chordata; Actinopteri; Siluriformes; Bagridae. Gene Ontology annotation, molecular function: zinc ion binding; metalloendopeptidase activity.
GGAUUGUUCCUGCCUGAUCCAUUAAGCCUGUGAUUAAACCUGUUGUGAAAUCUAUGUCUGCAUCUUAAGCGUAUUUAAACCUCUCAGCCUCCGAGUCCAAACCAACACUGAGAAGAUCCUUGAGGAGGACACAACCAUGAAGAUGUUCUACACGAGCUGCUUUCUCAUAGCUCUGGUGAUCACCGUUCGGUCGGGUCCGAUCCCGGGGCAAGCCGAGCGAGACGAUGCUUUUGCGGAGGCUUACCUGAAGAAAUUCUACAACCUCACUACAAACAAUAAUAAAGGAAGAUUCAAUGAGAUGGGUCUCAAGCUAGCUGAGAUGCAGAAGUUUUUUGGACUGACCGUUACAGGAACGCUGGACUCCAAGACCCUGGAAAUGAUGAAGAAGCCACGGUGUGGAGUUGUCGACGUGGGUGCGUACACCACGUUCGGAGAAGACCUCAAAUGGCAAACGAACCAGCUGACCUACAGGAUCGAGAAUUACACUCCUGACAUGUCUGUGGCUGAAGUGGACGAGACUAUCGAGAGAGCGCUGCAAGUCUGGGCUCGUGUCACUCCUCUGAGGUUCACCCGCAUCAACAGCGGUGUAGCCGACAUCAUGAUCUCCUUUGGGGGAGGAUCACACGGCGACGCCUACCCAUUUGAUGGACCGUCCGGCACUCUGGCUCAUGCUUUUGCCCCAUCCAGUGGAAUCGGUGGAGACGCACAUUUCGACGAAGAUGAAAGCUUCACCUUCUCUUCGACUAAUGGAUUUAUUUUGUUCCUGGUGGCUGCUCAUGAGUUUGGUCACUCUCUGGGUCUGUCUCACUCCAGUGACCCCGGGGCCCUCAUGUAUCCGACAUACAGCUACAGAGACCCAAAAACAUUUGUUCUGCCUGCUGAUGAUGUUAAAGGCAUCCAGUCUCUCUAUGGUCCAAACCCCGAUAAACCUGUCGAUCCCAGUAAACCCAGUCCGCCUCCAGUCACCCCGAGCGCCUGCGACCGCACGCUGGUCCUGGACGCUGUGGCCACUCUGCGUGGAGAGAAGCUCUUCUUCAAGGGCAGCUUCUUCUGGCGCUUAAUCGGGACCAACGACGUCCAGCAGCAGCUGAUUAAGAGCUUCUGGCCUGAGGCUCCAGAUAAUAUCGAUGCUGCGUAUGAGAACACUGCGCAAGACAGACUGUACCUCAUCAAAGAUCAGUCUGUCUGGGCUUUCAGUGCUUAUGACCUGGUAAGUGGAUUUCCCAAGAGUCUUAACAGCUUGGGUCUUCCUGCCAAGGUGAAGAAGAUCAGUGCUGCAGUAUUCAACAAAAACACCGGCAAGACCUUGUACUUUGUGGACAAUAAUUUCUACAGUUACGAUGAAAACAAGAAGAAGAUGGACACCGGAUACCCCAAACCGGUAGAACAAGGCUUCCCGGGGGUCACUGGGAAAAUCACUGCUGCUUUCCAGAACAAAGGCUUCACCUACCUCUUCAGCGGUACUCAUAUUUUUGAGUACAGCACUUCUACUAAGAAGGUGUUGCGUACGCUCGACAACACCUACUUCUUCAAGUGCUAGUGGUUGGUUUAUUGUUUAUUUUGGAACCAGGGCCUGAUGAAGCUUCCGGGAUUUGGUCAUAUAAAUUUCACAGAUCAUAUAAUGAAUUAUUCAUCGUUUACUGUAUGUUUUUAACUUAUUUACUAUUAUCUUUCAUUUAUUCUGCUAUAUAACACUUUCUUUUGCUGUAAAAUAA